This is a messenger RNA of Nelumbo nucifera (sacred lotus), 2808 nucleotides long. The record is from RefSeq and is a predicted model, not a curated record. NCBI's taxonomy places the organism in Eukaryota, Viridiplantae, Streptophyta, Magnoliopsida, Proteales, Nelumbonaceae.
AUGAUCGUAUCAGCAGAGUCAAUAGAGAGAGAUCUUAGUCGCAACUAUCUGAAUGGGACCAUUCCCGACAGUUGGGCUCGGAUCCCUCUAGUCACCAUAAGCCUUCUUGGAAACCGCAUUAGUGGAUCAAUUCCAGAGGCACUUGGUAAUAUUGAAACGCUUGAAGAGCUGGUCUUGGAAGAUAAUCAGCUUGGAGGAACCCUUCCUCCACAGAUUGGUAAUUUAAGCCGGUUGAGGAGACUCCUUCUUUCUGCAAACAAUAUCACUGGUCCAUUACCAGAAACAUUUGGGAAUCUGAAGAACAUGACAGAUUUUAGGAUAGAUGGAAACAGUAUAUCUGGGAGGAUACCGGAUUUCAUUGGAAACUGGACCAAACUUAGUAGGCUUGAUAUGCAGGGAACAUCCUUGGAGGGCCCUAUUCCUUCUACAGUAUCCCUUUUGAAAAGCCUAACUCAACUGAGGGUUACUGACUUGAAGGGAUCAAAUAUGAGUUUUCCUAUUCUCAAAGACAUGAAACUUAUGAGUGAAUUGAUACUUAGAAAUUGCAUGAUUACUGGUCAAAUUCCUGAUUUCAUUGGAGAAGUGAUGACAGCUAUAAAGAGAAUAGACCUCACCUUCAACAGAUUGACUGGUCAAAUUCCAGAGAACCUUCGGCAUUUGCCAAAACUAGAAUACCUGUAUCUCACUAAUAACGCAUUAACUGGAUUGGUACCAGCUUGGAUCAUGGAGAAUAAACAUAAUAUUGAUGUAUCUUACAACAAUUUUACAGGAUAUUCUACAACACCUAGCUGCGAGCAACCAGAUAUCAAAACAAUUGCCAGUUAUUCAUCUUCAGAAGAAAACCAAUUCAGUUGGUGCCUAAAUAAGGACCUCCCCUGCUCUAGCAAACCGAAAUAUCAUUCCUUGUUUAUUAAUUGUGGUGGACCAAAGGUGGAAUUUAAUGGGGAACCUUAUGAAGAUGACUUACUAACAAUGGGCCCAUCAGACUUCCACCACUCAAGUGACAGAUGGGCUUGCAGCACCACAGGAGACUACUUAAACAAUGACAAAGCUGAUUACCUUACCACAAACAAUGUGCUGAACAUGACUGAUGCAGAUAUAUAUAGGACAGCACGCCUUGCUCCUUUGUCACUUAGGUACUAUGGCCUCUGCUUACGUAAGGGAAGUUAUACAGUGAAGCUCCACUUUGCCGAAACCAUGUACACAAAUGACCAGACAUUUAGCAGCCUUGGGGAACGCAUAUUUGAUGUAUCAAUCCAAGGUCAAGUACGGUUGAAGGAUUUCAAUAUUGCUAAAGAAGCUAAUGGUGUUGGUAAAGGAAUCAUUAGGGAAUUUAAUGAUGUCAUUGUUAAUGGUAGCACUCUAGAGAUUCACUUAUACUGGUCAGGGAAAGGGACUACUGCCAUUCCAGAGCGAGGUGUAUAUGGGCCCCUUAUAUCAGCUAUUACAGUGACACCAAACUUCAACCCUGAUACUGGGCUAUCUGUUGGAGCUAUUGUUGGUAUAGCACUUGCUGCAUGCACAUUUAUCAUAUUGAUUUUGAUAUUCCUUUGGGUAAAAGAUUAUUUGGGAGGAAAGGAUCCCGAGGACAAAGAACUUAGAAGAUUAGAGACAGGUUACUUCAGUUUAAAGCAAAUUAAAGCUGCAACAGGGAACUUUGAUGCAGCAAACAAGAUAGGUGAAGGUGGAUUUGGACCAGUUUACAAGGGUAUAUUGUCAGAUGGUUCUGUAAUUGCCGUCAAGCAGCUCUCCUCCAAGUCAAAACAAGGGAACCGUGAGUUUGUAAAUGAGAUAGGCAUGAUAUCUGCUUUGCAACACCCAAAUCUGGUGAAACUUUAUGGGUGUUGUAUUGAAGGAAACCAGCUAUUACUGAUAUAUGAAUACAUGGAAAAUAAUAGCCUUGCACGUGCUCUAUUUGGUCGUGAGGAACAUCGUUUGAAGCUAGACUGGCCAACAAGACGUAAAAUUUGCUUGGGAAUAGCAAGGGGUUUAGCUUAUCUACAUGAAGAGUCAAGGCUGAAGAUUGUCCAUAGAGACAUAAAGGCAACCAAUGUGCUUCUUGAUAAGGAUCUGAAUGCUAAGAUAUCUGACUUCGGUUUAGCUAAACUCGAUGAAGAGGAGAACACCCAUAUCAGCACCCGAAUAGCUGGGACUAUAGGAUAUAUGGCUCCAGAAUAUGCUAUGAGGGGUUAUUUGACUGACAAAGCAGACGUUUACAGCUUUGGAGUUGUGUUGUUAGAGAUAGUCAGCGGAAAGAGCAACACAAGUUAUAGGCCAAAGGAGGAUUUCGUUUAUCUUCUUGAUUGGACAUAUGUGUUAGAAGAGCAGGGGAAUCUCUUGGAGCUUGUUGAUCCCAUCCUUGAAUCAAACUAUUCUAAAGAAGAGGCAUUAAGAAUGCUCAAUUUGGCUCUCUUAUGCACCAAUCCAUCUCCUACCCUCAGGCCAGCCAUGUCUGCCGUAGUAAGCAUGAUAGAAGGUAAAAUUGCCAUCCAAGCUCCACUCGUCAAGCGGCGCUCAGCAGAUGAAGAGUUGAGAUUUAAGGCCUUUGAGAAGCUCUCCCAUGACAGCCAAUCAUACAUCUCAAUCACAUCUCAUGAAGGUCAGAUGCAGAAGAGCAUGUCGAUGGAGGGACCAUGGAUUGAUUCCUCUCUGUCUUCCCAGGGCAAAUAAGAGAACAGACUUCUGCGUGAUGCCACUGAAACUAAUUCAAACAAAAAGUAUGUGUCUGUGAUAGAGAGAGAGAGAGAGCUUGUUCAUAACCUUUUUUUUUUUCUUUUCGAAGUUUAAUUGUUCACAACUUUCAUUUAU